Molecule: messenger RNA, 4203 nt
Organism: Symbiodinium sp. CCMP2456
Lineage: Eukaryota; Dinophyceae; Suessiales; Symbiodiniaceae
Source: the annotation of a GenBank genome assembly
AUGGCAGAGGCCGAAGCCGUGUACCGCUACGAGUCCGGAUAUAUUGCCCAUGCCCCGAAAAAAGAUUACGGGCCACUGGACUUCACGGGAAAAAUAGCGGGCGGUCUUCGCCUCGACAUUCGCAGGAGGGCACCACUGUGGUGCAGCGAUUGGACAGAUGCCUUCCUGCCCGAGAACUUCCAAAAGUCGGUGUCAUCCAUCUUGUAUUUGUUCAUAGCAGCCCUGGCCCCUGCGAUCACCUUCGGCAGCCGCUUCCUCGAUGGUACCAACGGCCAGUUUGGAGUGUUGGAGAUGAUCAUGUCGACCUGUGUUAGUGGGAUGAUCUUCUCCACUACAGCUGGUCAGCCCUUGUCGAUUCUCGGUGCUACGGGCCCGUUCCUGGCCUACACCCUUGUCGUCUACGACCUGGCCAUCGCCGUCGACGUAGAGUUCAUGCCCUUCUACUUCUGGACUUGCAUGUGGUGCUCCCUCUUUACUAUCUUGGUCGCCGUCUUCGACUUGUGCGCGCUCAUGAAGCACGUCACCAUGUUUUCGGAAGACAUCUUCGCUGGAUUGAUCUCGCUCAUCUUCAUCAUCGAUGGAGUGAGGCCAAUCAUCGAGAAUUUCACGGAGGAAAGGAUGCCUCUUGUGAGCGCCAUGUUCGAGGCACUGCUGUUCCUGUACACUUUCGGACUUUCAACAUGGUUGUCCGCAUUUCGCCGAAAACCUUGGUCCUUGCGAUUCAUCCGCAACUUCGCGGCGAACUUCGCGGUGACCAUCGCCUUGGUUACCGCUUCUGCUUGGGCCGCCCUGUACUCCAGCGAGACCAACCUGAGGAUGUUGCAGGUGGACGCAGACUUGUCCCCAAAUCUGGUUUUGGCCGAUGGCAGCAAGCGGCCCUGGGUUGUGAAUCCGUCGGGCAUCGAGCGGCCAUUCCCAGCUUAUGGCAUUGCUUAUGCGAUUCUGCCCGCGAUUGGAUUCGCGGUCUUGGGCUACCUGGAUCAGAACUUGACAUCUGUGAUUGUGAACAGGCCCUCCAACGGUCUGAAGAAGCCCCCUGGUUACCACCUUGACCUGUUUGUGCGCGGGGCACUCACGCUGCCUGUUUGCGCCGUGCUGGGGCUCCCACUUUCAGUGGCCUCGACUGUGCCGAGCAUCACCCAUGUGAUCUCUCUGACCACUUACGAUGUGAAGCAGCUUCCCGAAGGUGAACGCAAAGUGCCUGUGAAGGUGGUGGAGCAGCGAGCCACGAACUUCAUCAUCCACAUUCUGAUCGGGUGUGCACUGUUCUUGGCACCUGCCUUGAAGUUCCUGCCGCGUGCUGUGCUGCAGGGCGUGUUCUUCUACAUGGGCAUUGCAUCUUUGACAGGCAACAACCUCUUUGACAGGCUGAAGUUGUGGCUCAUCUGGGACCCGGCGAAGUACCCUCAGUAUCACUACGUCCAGAAGCUUCCGAUCCAGCGUGUGCACUUGUACACCCUUGUCCAAGUCAUCUGCCUUGGCAUUCUCUAUGGCUUGAAAGCCAUCAAGGAGACAUCGGUCGUGUUCCCGUUCUUCAUGGCAUCGCUGGCCAUUGUUCGCAAGGGCAUGAGGUUCAUGUUCACCGAAGAGGAGCUGAAGCAGCUGGACGGUCUGCCGGGCGAGGAUGAGGAGGUAGAGGAGGAGGCCCAGGGAUCGAAGCCAGACCUCGUGAACCUGGAGGCGAAGGACGAGACCUCGAAGGACUGCCCAGGGUUGCUUUCCAGGUGCCGUGAAGUUGAAGUCUCAGGGUUCGGUGAGACCAACGAGUCGCUUGAACCUGAACCCGCAUCCAGCCCGACGGGCCACCUUUCACGAGUCAGCCCAGGGGGUCAGGGUGCUGGAGCGCUUCUGGCUCCCGUUCAGUUUUUGCGGCUCUUCACCGCCGGUCCAAGGCUCCGGCGUCGGGCCGAGCUCUUCGCGCUGCACUGCCUCGUCGAGGGCAAGGUUGUCCAAGACCAGGUCGCCGCCCUUCAGCUGAAACUCGGCUGGGAUGCUGGCGACCGGGCCUGGUGGACCUCCGGCCUCGGCAUGACACUGGCCUCCGGUGGCCUUUGCGGACCUCUUCUCAGGCGGUUGGGCGAAUAUCGCUUUCUCUCCGCCUGCCACAUGGCAUCCUUCGCGGCCUUCCUCUGCUUCCGGAGGUCGCGGCUUGUCACAGGCCUGGCGCCCCUGAGCCUCGGAGGUCAACGUCGCUUGGUCUCGGCAGCCUGGCUCGUGGAGGAGGCGCAGAGCUGCGGUGUGGGCCGCGGCGAGGUGGUGGGCUGGAUGGCCAGCCUGCGCGCAGCCUCCGAGGCCUUUGUGUCCUUGCUCUCGCAGUUUGUUUACCAGCGGGCCCACGCUCAGGGCGUCCCUGCCGAGGCCAACGUCUUCUUGUUGCCGAGCCUUGGAGAUGCAACGACGGGAGGGUCCCCGCAGAAGCCGGUGAAGCUGCUGAUCCUCUUCGCAGAGCUGCAGCGGACGCGCAUCAAACUCAUCGACGACCGCGAUGGGAGUCGCCGGCUUCUUCCACGCUCGCUGCGAGCACGCGGCGCCCGGCAGAUUUGCCUGCCCCCGCGCAAUGCCGAGCCGUUGGGCCUGGGGCUGGACCUCCUGGUUGACAAAUACAACGCCACUGUACAGGACGCCGACCGCAUCAAGGUGGGCGAUUUCAUCCUGAAGGCCGCAGGCGCUUGCGGCAAGGCAGGGGCUAUCGCCGAUAUGCUGGAGUUAGCAUCUCCGGAAGGCCUGCAGUUGCUGGUGCAGCGGCCACCUCCUCGGCGCCUUCGCCUUUCCGCGAAAGCGCUCGCUCCACACACACAGGAGCUAUCUCUCAUCACAUCCCUGCCUUCUGGCGCCGCUGGCUUACUAACCGUUCUGCUUUUAGGUCUCGCUCUAUGCUACUCGAGACCUGGGCGCCAGUGGGGCAGAGCUCAGGCGCUAAAGUUAGAGUUCCAGUGGCUGGGCGGUGUUGAGGCUCACAAUCUCAGCCUCUACGAAGAUCCGGAGUUUCCACCAACGGAUGCCAGCUUGGGUGGCAUCACCGGAGACCAGGCGAACCCACAGGUCUCAGAGUACCUGGUGGAGAUGAUGAAGCUGGUGGUGCCCGGCUGGGCGCGACCGCGCCAGAUGGUCGGGAAGCAGGCGAGCAAGUACAAGCUCUUUGCGACGGAGGGCGAGCCCUGCCUUUUCAAGCACGUGUCACCCAGGGACAUCGAGCAGGGUUACCUUGGGGACUGCUGGCUUGUGUCCUCGUUUGCUGCCAUUGCUGAGUAUCCCGACCGCGUCCGGUCGCUCUUCAAGCAGAACGAACUCACAGCGGAUGGACGAUAUGAUAUCCGUCUUUACGACCCGCUCGCAGAAGAGUGGCAGGUCGUCACAAUCGACGACCGCUUGCCAUACUGGCAAAGGCCUGGCAAACAUGGCACGCUUUGCUUUGCCAAGCCCACGAAGGAGAACGAGUUUUGGACUUGCUUGCUCGAGAAAGCCGUUGCCAAGUUUGUCAAGUCUUAUCACAGAAUCGACGGUGGCUUUGAGGCUGUGGCAUUGGAGAUGUUGACAGGCAAACCAUCUCUCAACAUUCAGGUGAGCAAUCUGGAGACCGAAAUGCACUCACCAUAUGUGCUUCUGUGUGGAAAGGAAGAAGGAUCGGCCAAGCAUGCGACAGUUCAUAUGCGCCUGCACAGCUACGACGCGGGCUGGGGCUUUUGGGGCCAAGAUGCCUCUGUCAUGUGCGAGGGCCAGGUAGAGCUCUCGGACGAUUGGCUUUGGGGCAAGCUUUGUGCCUGGAACGGCGAUGGCUACAGCCUCUGCUGUGGGAGCCGCCAGGAAUACAAGGGUAUCCUUGAGGGGCAUGCCUACACGCUUCUCCGCCUGGUCGAGGUUCCCAUUGAAAGAGACGGAAAAUCAUCGGUGCUGCGCCUGCUUCAUGUCCGCAAUCCUCAUCACACCAACGAGUGGUUCGGGAAAUUCCACGAUGACGACUGGGAGACCUGGAACGCAUAUCCCGAGGCUCUCAAGGCGACUGGACACAAAGUUGGAAUCAAGGACAAUGGGGUUUUCUGGAUGCCCUGGGACGAGUUCAAAGGAGGCUUUGCCGACAUUGCAGUGAACUUCGACAAGAAGGACGAAGGCCGUCGCUACACCGACGAGUCCAAAGAAGCGGCUGCGGAGCAUCAGAAAGUGGCUUGGGGCCAAGUCGGCUACCAGAAGUGGCUGGGGCUUUGA